CGACCAUCUCAUCUCUGAUUGGCUCAAACUCCAUCCUCUAAUCCCAAGCCAUCUCUCUAAUACUAGUAACCCAGUCCGCAAUAAACCUCCACCAGCUCACUAAACGCGAGCAAGACCCUCUAACAUGACGCGGGCGGACGCCGCCACCUCCCCGCGUGACGCCACCUCGGACAAGUUAGAUAAAGAGGCCGAUGCAGCGUUAGAAAUGGCGCAGCAAGAGCAGGAACUGCGCUCUCGCGUCCAGGCCGUUUCUAUGCGUAGACGGCCGUCGGACGACACGGACGGUGCCGAGAGCCAUCGCUCGAGUUUAGUGUCGCACCACUCGUUCGCAUCAGCGCAGUCCGCUCCUGCGACCGACUGGCUAUUACGCAGUCGCAAGACCGCCAAUACAGGCCGCAGUAUCCGUCUAGCCAAGCAGCCGAGCUUCCGCGACCAAUUCGAUGAAGACCGGUGCAGUUUGCCCGCUCUAGACAGUUAUCACGCCGAAGAAACGAGUAAAGCAGGCGUCACGACUAUCGGGAAAGGUAAAUGGGCGAAGAAAAACAAGGGGAAGUCCCCGUUUGACGUAUAUUACGCGCCGCAGUCUCCCGCGCCGUCUACAGUCCAUUCCGCGCCCCGAACACGAACUAAAAGCGGUAUAUCGCAUGUAUCGGAGCGUAAAGGAGCCGUUCUAACCGAAGUGGGGGAACCCAACUUCGCUUUACCGGUGUUUCAAACAGAGAGGUCCCAUCGUAAGGGGUUAGAGUCUUUCGACGAGAAUCUCGAAGACGGCGCGUGCGAGAGGACCCCUUUGGACGCCAUGCAGUAUUUUAUGAACGGUGCGCCUCAUGUGUCUAUAGAGGAGGCGCAGAAGUACACUUUUGCUAUUGUUUUGAAGCACACGGAGCAGAUUUUCCACUUAUUAAAGAAAAGGUUCCCGUCUCGCUCGGCGGCGUCAAUUCGCCGCGAUCUACCACAACAAGUGAGUGCGUUACAGCAGAAAUGUGUACGGCGCUUAAUCCAAGCGGGACUGGGCGUGAUUUUACUGGAUAACGCGCUGUACGACAGCUAUCUGGACGACCAAAGAGGCGUACACAGUAAACGAGACCCUAACAGUCAAGAAGAAGACGUGGCCAGAAACUUGUGCAUCCUCAUCGACCCAAAGAAGAACCCGGACUUGUUGUUACACGAGUUUAAACGCGAGUUGGACGAAUUGUCCAUUAAACGCGGCGACGCACUGGGAAGACUUGCCGAAGAGUCUUUAGAUUCCUUGAAAGAAAUGUGUUUCUCGCCGGCUUUGGAGCUGCAGCUGACGCAUAAUAUCAUCCAGAACGCUUUUAAAGACUACGACAAGGAAGAGUGGGUCAUCGACGUCAACAAAGAGCUCACAGUUAAGGACGUGAUCGUGGAAUGCUUCCCGUUACACGACCGCGCGUUUAACAAGCAGUUUUUCGACGAAUACCGUAAAAGAACGUUCGAGAUGAACCUACGCAAAGCCGCAGCGGGUAACAGCGAUCGCUGGGCGGUGGAGGAGCUGCGUCUUCACUUUGGCGAACGUGUGGCCUUCUUGUUUGCGUUCAUGCAUAUCUACACGAAGCAUCUGUUGCCACUCACGCUGUCGUGUCUGUGCUACUACUUGUGCUUCCGCUUUACGUCUGCACCCACGUGGAAGCAGUACAUGGAAGGAUUGUCGAUUAUUGGAGUGUCUGUGGUCUGCUUCUGGGGUCCUUCUUUCCUGGUGUGUUGGGCGAGAGAGACUCGGUUAUUGGUGGAGAAGUGGAACCUGACCAAGUACAAGAACACGGUAUACGAACGUAACGAUGAUAAUCCGGGCUUUAAGUACGUGUGGGUGAAGAACCGACUGACGCACGAGAUGGAGAAGAUCCCGAAGCAACGCAAGAACCACUGGAUCCAGCUGACGAUGCUGCUGUUUGUACUGGUGUGUGCACUGAUCCAGUGUGUGUGUCUAGUGCCGUUUAUUCAGUGGUACGUGUACGCCAAGAACGCGCCUACUUGCGACGCCUGUAAUGGCGAUACAGAGGAGUCGUACGCGUGUAUCUGGUUCAUCACGUGCUUCAACUCGACCACGUCUGCUCUAGGUACCGAUCGGUGGGUGUACAUUCUGAUCCAGGGCAUUAUUCUCGGUCUGCUGAUUGAUAUCAUCUUCUUCGAGCUGUUCAACUGGAUGUCGGAGAAGUUUGUACAAUGGGAGAAUUACGCCAAAAAGUCGGACCACGAGAACCGACUUAUCCACCGUCGCUUUGUGUUUGUAUGGAGCAAUUGGUUCUUCUGGUUUCUAUUCAUUUCGUUCGUCUACAUGCCGUUCGGGGACACGAUCCUCAAGCUGUUCCACAAGGUGGGGCUGGGCGCGCUGGCUCCGUACGAGUGGAACCCGAAUCUACUGACUCUGGACACUCUAUUCGUCACGCCGCUUGUGGUCACGCAGUUCUUGAACAUGUUACUGGAAACGAUCGCCCCGUAUCUGCUCCGUAAACUGCGUGGUCGUCCCUCUAUCGGUUGUCGCCAGGCUUCGCCGUUCACGUGGUGUGUACGUCACUUGUCACGCCGAUUCCGCUUCGCCAAACAGCGACAAUCCAUGCAACCUGUGGUGAACUACAACUCGCAAGAGACUGCCAGUUCCUCGAGUGGUGAUACUCACCCAGAACUGAAAGAGAACGACGCGCCAGUCACCAAUUUAACAGCGACUCGGCUGGCUCAUUUGGUACAGAAAGACACGAAUUUCCACGUCAAGGUGCUGCCCAUGUCGGACGACUCAAACAAGUAUUCAGCGUACGAGAUCUUGGCCGAAGCGAAGCUCCCGAUCUUCGACCCCGUGCUGGAUUACCUGGACGCGUGUAUCCAGUUCUCCUAUGUCAUGAUGUUCACGGUUGUGUGGCCGUUGUUACCGUUCCCUGCGUUCUUUAACAACAUCCUGGAAGUGCGAGGUGACGCUUUUCGACUGCUAUUCGCCAAUCGCCGGCCAAUGCCGCGACGUGAUACGUCGAUUGGUGAAUGGGCCACGGUACUGGCAUACGCUAACAUUAUUGGCGUUACCGUUGUCUCGGCGUUCGUGGUGGUGUACCAUUACGGAUACUUUGUCACGGAUUGUAACUUCACCUUCAGCAACGCUUACGUCGUGCCGUUCGGGACGAUCGAAGCCGACGAAACAUCCGAUCCAAGUGCUUGCGUGAACGAGAGUGGUUCGUCGCGAUGGCGUAUGUUCCACAUUGUGUUGUUCGUAGUACUAGAGCACGUGAGUUUCUGCAUGCGCUACUUGGUCAUGCAGGUCGAGAAGACCCCGUCAUCUAUUCGUAGUUCCGGUUAUCAACGUCUAAAGCAGAUCCAGCACUUGACAGCUACCCCCGCUGCCCCUCCAUCGCAACUGGAGUACGUGCAACGACUACGUGCAUUGUUCGAGAAGUACGACGUCGACGGUGAUGGUCAUUUAGCGGAGCCUGAGUUGAUCCAACUGCUCGCUGCCUGGUUGUGUAAACACCCGUCCGAAUUGCUCCCGUAUUCGGGUCUUAUUUUCCGGUAUAUGGACAAGAACAAGCUGGGCAGAGUACCAUUUUCCACGUGCUGCUUAAUGAUGCAACACGUGAACCACGACCGCUUCUUCUCGUGUCUACUGGGUCUGUACGACCCACUGAACGGAGCGUACAACGACGAGAUCCGCCGUACCUGUGACCCCAUCGAGCUACACCGCGUACUUAGCGAGGUUUCCUCGGAAGUGCAACGUCGUAGUAACAUGAGCCGCGCAUCGGAAGCCACAGACGCUUCACGACCGCGUGACUCGACUUUCUUCUACGUUGAUAACUAAAGGGUUUAGGAGUUUUGCUUAAGAAAAUAUAUAUACACGUUUUAGUUAUCGAGUG
Molecule: messenger RNA, 3854 nt
Organism: Phytophthora nicotianae INRA-310
Lineage: Eukaryota; Oomycota; Peronosporomycetes; Peronosporales; Peronosporaceae
Exons: 1
Coding region: 125-3799 (1224 amino acids)
Biological process (GO): chloride transmembrane transport
Molecular function (GO): calcium ion binding; chloride channel activity
Source: RefSeq, a predicted model, not a curated record